GCUGGGUGCUGGAUGCUCUGCUCUGCUCUGCCGCCGUUAGUUGCGGAUAAGAAGCCGGCGCUGUUGGUUGUACUUUGGCGAGACGUGGAUAACUAAAUCGGCUGCGCUCGGCGCGGGAACGCGAACGCGAACGCGUGAGGCGAACGCUGUAUCUGUGAGUGCUGUGAGCUUGGAGUUGGAACGCUCAAACAGAGAACAAAACAAAGCAAAUAAAACAAAAAGAAAUCAUACUAAUAUUCUGCAAACAAGUCGAGCAAAACAGGCCAAUAUCGUACAAUUUGAAUACUGCUGACUGUGCUCGUGGCCUGGGCCAACACCAGCGGCAGAGGCAACAACAACAACGGCAACGAAAACACCAACAAAAUCCAGGCAGUGAGGAAAUGUAGACCGGGUGGGCCAAACUCGGAAAGAAACCUGCAACCGCGAAUGUCACUCCUAGGGAAGCCGCUGAACUACAAUCGCGGCUCUCGCCGCGAUGUUCGUUACCGGCGUCUCCAGAGUCGCCUCUACAACUUCCUGGAGCGUCCGCGCGGCCUGCAUGCCAUCUUUUACCAUGUGAUGGUAUUCCUGAUGGUGUUCACAUGCCUCGCCCUGAGCGUGUUUUCCACCAUCAAGGAGUACGAGGACGACGCCGUGUACAUUCUCUUUCGGAUGGAGAUCCUGGUUGUCAUCUGGUUUACGAUGGAGUUCGGUGCCCGACUAUGGUCGUCGGGCUGCCGGUCGCGCUACCAGGGCUGCCUGGGGCGUCUGAAGUUCGUAAAGAGACCAUUUUGUAUUAUAGAUAUUGUCACCAUUUUAGCCUCAAUUGUAGUAUUAGGCAUGGGCACUUCGGGCCAGGUGUUCGCCACGAGCGCGUUGCGAGGCCUGCGGUUCUUUCAGAUACUGCGCAUGGUGCGCAUGGAUCGUCGUGGAGGCACCUGGAAGCUCCUCGGUUCGGUUGUAUACGCACACAGACAGGAGCUGAUCACAACCAUGUAUAUAGGAUUCUUAGGUCUAAUCUUUGCAUCAUUCCUGGUCUACAUGUGGGAGAAGGAUGUCAACGACAAGUUCAGCAACUUUGCACAGGCCCUCUGGUGGGGUGUGAUCACACUGUGCACGGUGGGCUACGGCGACAUGGUGCCCAUCACCUGGCAGGGCAAGCUGAUUGCCUCCUGUUGCGCCCUCCUGGGCAUCUCGUUUUUCGCUCUGCCGGCGGGAAUCCUGGGCAGCGGCUUUGCACUGAAGGUGCAGCAGCAGCAGCGACAGAAGCACAUGAUCCGACGGCGCCAGCCGGCGGCCACACUCAUCCAGGCCGUGUGGCGGUGCUAUGCGUCCGAUGAGCAUUCCGUGUCUGUGGCCACGUGGAAGAUACACCAGGUGGCUCUGCCCAGUCCGCCGGCUUCACGCGCGUCCUCCAGCUUUAAGCACAACACAUCUUUCGUGGCCCGGCUGCCCACAAUUAGGCGACACAAGAGCCAGACCAUCCAGACCCCGGGUGCCGAUGGCAGCGGCCUGUCCAAGCCCCCGGGCUCGUCCCGUGCCUCCACACGCUACACUCGCACCAUUCGGGACAUCAAUGCAUCCGUCGAGAACUUGGCCCAGCCCAGUGGCCAGCUGGCCAACUGCAAGCUCAGCUCCAGUGCUGGCGCUCUGGCCCAGUUCUCCCACCAGGCGUCAUCGGUCGAGGAGGGUCCGGGCCAGGCCAAAAGCGAGUCUGCCUCUAGAAAUCUAACCAUUCCCGUGGUGCUGUUUGGCUUUCUGCAUGGCAGCUUAUUCGGCUCAUCGCUUUCGCUGCGCAAUACCCGGGUGGCCCCCACAAACCCUGCGGACCUGGAGGCCGGCCAAGAGGACCCCAAUACGGAUAACUUUGAGAGGAACAGCACGAUGACGCUGCCAGUGCCCACCCAGCGCCGCAGUGCCAGUCCGAGUCCGAGCUCGGGAAGUGGUCGGACGGGUCGAUUCUUUGCAGCCGCAUCGCAGUUCCUGGAGACAGGAUUCUCGCACAGAUCGGCUGCUGCUGAUGGUGGGCCGAACGGGUCCUUCGGUGUGGCAACUAGCAACCAAAACCUAACGCACAAGUCAAUCUCUCUGAUUCACAAAUUGCCCGCAGAUGAGGAAGAUGAGCCGCGCUGCACGCAGCUAACCAAUAGACACAAGACGGCCAUUCGGUUCAUUCGCAAGCUCAAGUACUUUGUGGCACGGCGCAAGUUCAAGGAGGCCUUGAAGCCGUACGAUGUCAAGGAUGUCAUGGAGCAGUACGCAGCUGGCCACGUGGACCUGUUGGGUCGCGUUAAGAUGCUUCAUUUGCGUUUGGAUCAAAUCCUGGGCAAACAAGGCUCCAAGGCCAAGGACGUCUAUGCAUCUAAAAUAAGUUUAGCCUCCCGUGUGGUUAAAGUCGAGCGACAGGUCGCUGACAUAGAAGAGAAGCUGGACGUGCUGAUCAAAGCCUACAUGGAGGAUCGUGAUAGAUUCUUGGCCCUACCCCUCCCAGCAAAGCCCAGCAAAAUACAUUCCAUUAGCCCUAGCCACAAUCCCCUGCACCACACUCACAACCUGUCGAUGAUCGAUGUUUGGAAGCGCACCGCGGCACUGAGUGUGCAUCCAGAGCACACACCGACCGCCACUUCGGCCACAUCCACGGAUGGCACAGAGCUGAGGGCGCUCACCUCCACGCAGACAAUCACAACGACAACCGAUGUGAUCGCCACGCAAACCCCGAUGCCGCCUCACACGCAGCAUACAUCGACCAAUACCAAGUCUUCCGUGCUUAACUCAUAUCAGCUGGGGUCUGAGAAGCAGCAGCACAAUGAUGUUUUUAUGACUGAAUUAGAUAAUAGGACCAAGAAACGUGUUACGUUAAGCCUGCAUAGAUCCACAUCGGAGCCAUAUAGCAAGCAGGAACAGCGCAUUAGUAUACCAGACGAGGGAGCACAAUCCCUGGAGUGCGCUGCAAAGGCAACGCCGCCAGAUAGUUCAAUUAUCCUUAUCGACGAGUAUGAGGACUUCGAAGAGGAAGAUCUGAACUGCGAGGGCGAAAUGGAACAUUUCCCAUCGUGGGAGAUCGACAGCGACAUUGGGGUCGACGUGGAUGUGGAUGCUGACGGUGACGGUGACUGUGAUGAGUCCACUGAGGACACGGCCCUGCUGCACUGUGCCACGCGCACCGCCAUUGUUAUUACACCAAUUAGCCCAGUAAGCUCCGCACACAAUCUUCAACAGUUAAAUGACCAAACUACAACGCUUAAUAAAUCAAAUUUGCUUCCGCCAGACUCUGGCUAGUUAAUUGCA
Messenger RNA from Drosophila persimilis, 3267 nucleotides. RefSeq names its product potassium voltage-gated channel subfamily KQT member 4 (gene KCNQ). Gene Ontology annotation, molecular function: voltage-gated potassium channel activity. Bases 427 to 3258 code for a protein of 943 amino acids. The transcript has 19 exons. Lineage: Eukaryota; Metazoa; Arthropoda; Insecta; Diptera; Drosophilidae. Gene Ontology annotation, biological process: potassium ion transport; transmembrane transport. Gene Ontology annotation, cellular component: membrane. The record is from RefSeq and is a predicted model, not a curated record.